Messenger RNA from Musca domestica (house fly), 578 nucleotides. Its product is annotated as lectin subunit alpha-like. Lineage: Eukaryota; Metazoa; Arthropoda; Insecta; Diptera; Muscidae. Gene Ontology annotation, molecular function: carbohydrate binding. Gene Ontology annotation, biological process: biological process involved in interspecies interaction between organisms. The coding region runs from base 23 to 490 and encodes 155 amino acids. Gene Ontology annotation, cellular component: external side of plasma membrane. The record is from RefSeq and is a predicted model, not a curated record. The transcript has 3 exons.
UUUUAGUUAUUUGCGUGGCGUUAUGGCGCGUAGAUCGUUGUUAGUUGCCGCGUGCAUUUGUUGCAUUGCCAUCGGCAUUGUACGGGCCAAGCUGUAUACCUCAACACAAAAUAAUACAUAUUUUAUUGAAGCGCGUCAUAAGUACAAUUGGUUUCAAUCGCAAAACCAAUGCACUUUACAAAACAUGACCCUGCUGAGCAUUGAAAAUGCCGAUAAAAAUCGGGAGAUACACGAUUUAAUUAAUGAAAACUUUAAAGAUAAGGAGAAACCUUUGCUCUAUAUUGGCGCCAAUGAUUUGGCAAAUUUGAAACAUUUUUGUUGGACAAAAACAGGUCUGGAAUUUGACUAUACCAACUGGAGUGAGGGGGAACCGAAUAACUAUGGUGGCAACGAACAUUGUGUCCAUAUUGGCCUCUAUGAUGAUGACACCUGGAAUGAUGUGGAUUGCUCGAUGCGUUUUGGUUACAUUUGUGAAGAGAACAAAAAAUAAAAGCCAAAAUGAGAAAAAUAUGGUGAAAUUAAAAAUUAAAAUAUUUAAAAAAUAUAAACUUGUGUUCGAAAAAUAUUCUUAAAACUUA